Messenger RNA from Paralichthys olivaceus (Japanese flounder), 3489 nucleotides. The record is from RefSeq and is a predicted model, not a curated record. Lineage: Eukaryota; Metazoa; Chordata; Actinopteri; Pleuronectiformes; Paralichthyidae.
UCAAGAUGACCUCUCUCUCUAUUGGCUGCCUCAGUGGAAACUCUGAUACAAUGCACACCAUUUUAUUAAGCCGCCCAGCCACAACCUGUGUCGAUUCCCAAAGCUGAGGUUCACUGCAAAGGUUCAGAACUGCCAGAAGGAACGAUAUUCACAGGCUUCCCCUUUAAAAUUGCUUUGUAUAAAUAAUAAUGUGCAGAUAAAUGUUGAUGAUUAAUUUGUUUCCCACCCAUCAAAAAACAUUUUCAAUGUUAGUUGUGAGAAAGUGUGUCAAAACUUGAUUUAAAGUGCAAUCAGGAAACAACGGCCCUACUCUCAGAAAUUAACUGUUUAACAGCCACGUUCAAACAUGGCUGCCACCAUGGAAGUGGCAGACGUCGCCGUCGUGGCAAUCUACUUCAUCCUGGUGCUUGCGAUUGGCUUCCUGGCCAUGUGGAAAGCCAAUCGCAGCACAGUUAGCGGUUACUUCCUCGCAGGGCGCUCCAUGAAUUGGGCGGCUAUCGGAGCGUCUCUGUUUGUCAGCAACAUAGGAAGUGAGCAUUUUAUUGGACUUGCUGGAUCCGGCGCUGCUAGUGGGUUAAGCGUUGCUGCAUGGGAGUUAAAUGCCCUGUUAUUGCUCCAAUUGUUAGGCUGGAUGUUCAUCCCUGUCUAUAUUCAGUCAGGGGUUUACACCAUGCCAGAGUAUCUGUCCAAACGCUACGGAGGGAGACGACUGAAGGUGUAUUUUGCAGUGUUGUCUCUCGUCCUCUACAUCUUCACCAAGCUGUCCGUUGACCUCUAUGCCGGAGCCUUGUUUAUCCAGGAAUCACUGGGGUGGAACCUCUACUUGUCAAUCAUCCUGCUCAUCACCAUGACCGCUUUUCUGACGGUCACUGGAGGUUUGGUCGCCGUCAUCUACACAGAUACAGUCCAGGCUUUCCUCAUGAUCAGCGGAGCACUGUGUCUCACCGGCAUCAGCCUCGUCAAAGUGGGAGGACUUGAAGGGGUAAGAAUCAAGUACAUGCAGGCGUCACCAAACAUCACUGCCAUCUUGCUGUCUUCACCCAAUCUGACGUAUUCUGAAUCCUGCCACCAACACCUCAACCCAAAACCAGAUGCGUUGAAGAUCCUUCGAGGACCAAGGGAUCCAGACCUGCCCUGGCCUGGUUUUUUGCUGGGCCAGACUCCUGCCUCCAUUUGGUACUGGUGUACAGAUCAAGUGAUUGUACAGCGGGUUCUGGCAGCCAAGAACAUCGCCCACGCCAAAGGUUCGACCAUCAUGGCCGGCUUCCUGAAAAUCCUGCCGAUGUUUGUCAUCGUCAUCCCAGGGAUGAUUUCCAGGAUCUUCUUUGCUGAUGAGUUGGCGUGUAUCAGUCCAGAGCACUGCAUGGAAGUGUGUGGCUCUGCAGCUGGCUGUAGCAACGUGGCUUACCCGCGGCUCGUCAUGUCCGUGAUGCCGGUCGGCCUCCGCGGCCUGAUGAUGGCUGUCAUGAUCGCAGCUCUAAUGAGCGACUUGGACUCCAUCUUCAACUCAGCGAGCACCAUAUUCACGCUGGAUAUUUACAAGAUGCUACGGAAGAAGGUGUCCUCAAGAGAGCUGGUGAUAGUUGGAAGACUGUUUGUGGUUGUCAUGGUGAUCAUCAGCAUUGCGUGGGUACCCGUCAUCAUUGAGAUGCAGGGAGGCCAGAUGUUCUAUUACAUCCAAGAAGUAUCAGAUUACCUGACUCCACCUGUAGCUGCUAUCUUCUUGCUUGGAGUCCUGUGGCGUCGCUGCAAUGAGACAGGGGCCUUCUGGGGUGGGAUGGUGGGGUUCACCAUUGGAGCGCUGCGUCUGGUGCUCGCACUUGUUUACCGUGAGCCACUCUGUGACCAGCCCGACGAGCGGCCAUCUUUCAUCAAAGAUGUCCAUUUCAUGUAUGUGGCGGUCAUCUUGUUUUGGUUGUCAGCUUUAGUCGCUAUUGUUGUGAGUCUCUGCACUGCUCCACCCACAAAAGAACAAAUCAGAACAACGACUCUGUGGGGGUUGAACAAGAGAAAGAAGCUAAAACAGAAAGAAAAGGCGGAAGAAGACAUGCACACUUUGAAGCCUCUUUACCAUGGAAACCUAAAUGGAGACAGUGUUCUUCGUAAAGCAAAUUGCACAGACCACCUAAACAAGCACAAUGGCAUUGAAACCAAUCAUGAAAAUGCUGAAUCAUUUACUGUCCAGUCAAUCCAGAAUGCUUGCUUUACAGUGAAUACAGACCCCAAAAUGGCAGAAGGAGACGGAAGAGGAGGGAGGAAUGAGGAGGAGGAAGAGGGGGGCUGCUUUGAGGCAGGAGGAGCGGAGACAAGGAGGUACAUGAAGGUUUUAGAGUGGGUGUGUGGCUUCAAGGAGAAAGCGUCCGGAGAUCAGGUCAUUACAACUGAGGAACAGGAGAGGAUGGUAGAUGAGCUUCUCCAUGAACCUCAGCGAAUCAGAAUCAUCCUGAACAUAGGGAUGGUGCUUAUUUGCUCUGUGGGGAUUUUUUUCUUUAUCUAUUUCUCCUUAUAGGCUCCAUUAACUCCAAAUCAUGGGCCUGGGUAAUGAAUUACUUUCACACAUUAGCAAAACACCCAGGGAAGCUGGAGCACCCCACUAUCUGCUGUGAUCUAUCAUGUACUUCAUCAACAUUAGUAAACACAUUAUCAUUCCUUAGCAAUAAACGAUAUGUGUGUCUUCCAGCGAAGUGUAAGCUGUCUUCUGAGGUAGAUGUAACCUAGGGGGCUCUGGAACAUGUCCAGUGCUUUGCUUACUGGCAGCUGCUCAGCCAAUGAUGUUUCACAACCAGAGUUUGGUGCUUGAGUUUAUUCACAUAACAUACUGGGGUAUUUUCCCCUUAAAGUUCAAUUAUGCUCAAUCUUAGACAUGUGCAUGGAAAGGGUACGAGCCUUACAUCCUAACAACUAAUGCUAAUAACCUUGAAUAUUUCUGGCCACGUUUUACAGUUUUGUGCAGGGAAUUUGUGAACGCACUACAUUUUGAUUUAAAAUCUCACUUCAUUGGAUGUGCAAUGACACCACAGGGUGCUGUAUGCUCACGUUAGCAUGCAAAUGCUUUUCAUGAUAUGGACAUUCGUAGUGAAUGUAACUUUGCCUUAAAUUUGAUUUUACUGGGCAUGUAUAACUCAACCCUAUUGUGUUUUAUAAAUCUUUUUUUCAUGUUUUGUACCUGAAAGAGCAGUAAUUUUCAACUCUAUAUAUAAGGUUAGAGAUAAUACCUUGUUAUUACAGCACAUGAAUGAUGUAUUGUACAUUUGUUACUGUUCAAACUGUUGAAAGGUGAUGCAAUGUUUCCUGAGCUGCACAAAUAAGCAUUUAAUGUGAUCUUGUCCUUGUUUUUUCUACUCUUUGUACAACUCGAACACUGCCUUCAACUCAAAUACCUUUUAGUGAAUGAACGAAAACUAUAAAAUCACCUCAGUGACGGUUCAGGAUGAACUCUAUGAAAACAGGCGGAGGAAAUACACUACAAAAAGGUGAUACUAAUAUAGU